Molecule: messenger RNA, 4874 nt
Organism: Microtus ochrogaster (prairie vole)
Lineage: Eukaryota; Metazoa; Chordata; Mammalia; Rodentia; Cricetidae
Gene: Vamp4
Product: vesicle associated membrane protein 4
Biological process (GO): vesicle-mediated transport; SNARE complex assembly; Golgi ribbon formation
Cellular component (GO): SNARE complex; membrane; trans-Golgi network
Source: RefSeq, a predicted model, not a curated record
GCCGAGUCGCUCGAUGAGCGGGGGCGCUGCAGCAGCUCAGCGGUGGCGGCUCUGCGCCCUCGGUCCUCCCCCCUCCCGCCCUCCUUCCUCGGCUUCCCGCUCCCUCCCCCGCCCGCCCUGCGCAGCCAGCGGGGACUGCUGCCCGUAGCUCCCCCGGAGCCUCAGGUGGCGGACACUUCCUCUGUGGGACACAGGAGAGUGCUGGUGAGCAGAAAGGAUGCCUCCUAAGUUCAAGCGCCACCUAAACGAUGACGAUGUCACUGGGUCUGUGAAGAGCGAAAGGAGAAAUCUUUUGGAAGAUGACUCAGAUGAAGAAGAGGACUUUUUUCUUCGGGGACCAUCUGGACCAAGAUUUGGACCUAGAAAUGAUAAAAUUAAACAUGUUCAGAAUCAGAUGGAUGAAGUCAUUGAUGUAAUGCAAGAAAAUAUUACAAAGGUCAUUGAGCGGGGAGAGCGGCUAGAUGAACUGCAGGACAAAUCAGAAAGCUUAUCGGAUAAUGCAACUGCAUUCAGCAACAGAUCCAAACAGCUCCGAAGGCAAAUGUGGUGGCGUGGAUGCAAAAUAAAAGCCAUCAUGGCUUUGGCUGCAGCUAUCCUUCUGCUAAUGAUUAUCAUUCUUAUAGUUGUGAAAAACCGUACUUGAUUUGAUGACAGAGAUCCUCAUUAAACAAGAUCUGGGACAAUAAUAAUUAAAGAUUGCUGCAUAAUUUAAAUGAAACCUAUGUAUAUAAAACUUUCAGUUUUUCUUUUUCAAGAAACUAAAAGGCAAGUACCACUUCAAAUUGGAGCAUUGAGAAUAUCCAAUUAUGUUCUUCCCAACUAGCAAAAUGUGUUUUUGAAUAAUUAUAUUUAAGACAAAGAUAACUCUAUUUUGCUUUAUUCCAAGGAUCUAAUUUGAAACUAGAUACUUGCCAGUUUGUUAUAUGUAUAUAUAGUUAAACACUGAUGACAAUAUCCCAUACUUGUGUUUUAGUGGCAUUAAAAAUGUUUAUUAAUACCUUAAAGUGAGGGUCAGUCUGGUGGUCAGAAGCCUGUGUAGAGUCCUGACUCUCAUGCUGAAGGAGAUUCAUAACCAUCCUAUCAGUAUUUGCAAGAAUGUCAUUCUUUUCAUAUUGUAGUUGCUUUGCAGGCCAUUUCCACAGUUACAGAUUAACAAAAGCUAUGUGUUGUAAUGUUCUGCCUUCAGCUCUACCUGAAACAUUCCAGUAAACCUAUUCUGACUGUAUAAGGAAAUACGUGGUAAUUUUUUGGUAUUUGCAUUUUGAAAAUGGGAAAUUUAAGCAGUGUGAAAAGCAUAAUAUGGUACCAUAAAACUGGAGAUAAUAAAAGUAUUGGAGAAUGUCAUUGGAGUGUCUGAAAAUGAGCAGUAUGUAGCGCCCAGUCUUGGUCCAGUUGAUUGUCAGUUAAACUACAAUAAAAAGGGACUAAUUUUCAUGUGAGUAAGUGCAAUCUGCAGGUAAUUUUUCCUUGAUUUAAUUUGUUAAUAGUUUUCCCUCUUUAGCCCUGUGCCAGAAGAGCAUAGUCUUCUGCUUUGACUAUCAUGUUUCUCCGGCACUCUUGGUGUGUUCUCUGACACUUUUGGGGACAUAGAUGUUGCACAGUCAAGUGUCCAGACUGCCAGUGGCAGCAACUGGCAAACUGUCAGGAGCAUGGGUCAUCUGUACAGAAUUAGUCACAGUGUUCAGGGGCAUACCAAGAUGUGUUCAUUGUAAAGAGUGCCAACCCCUUAAUACUGUUUUAAAAAGUCCACGUGAAAAUACAUCCUGAGUGCAAGAGGAGAAAGAAAGGCAUGAUAAUCAAACUGGAGACUGUGGGAACUUCUUCUUAAGCUAGAAAUAGAGUUCACAGGAUUUGCCAGUAUUUGGGGGUAAGGUACAGUCAUGUGUAACAGAUACUACUGUGUGAUCAUUUUAAUUCAAAAUGUAUAAAACAAUUUGGAUUUUCUUUGUCUAAUUCUACAGUGGAUAGUACUAACAGAUAAGAAUGUUUUUAAUGGAAAGAAACUUGAAAGGCAAAAGCCAGAUUAAGUGAUAUCCUAGACACUUGCAGGGUCUAGCUAUAACUGCUGACUGUGCAAUGUCUUGCAUAUUAUGGAAAGUUGACUCUGUUCGUUAGUUCAUGUACACAGCUCUGAACUGAUGAUAAACCCUUUUGGAAACGAUGGGCCAAGGAAUGUUCUCAGUCUCAGCAGCUGGUAGUUCAGGGAUGGAGAUGUUUUAUUUGAAUCAGCAGAGUUGGUUCUAGUGUAUUUGCCUUAUGUUUGGAUUGUAACAAGACUCAUAAGUCAUUAGCUUUCCACUGAUUAGUGUAGAAGUCUUGUUUCACUCAGUGUCUGUUAGUGAAGAUGAAGUGUUUUUUUUUUUAAAAAAAAAAAGAUUUCGUAUUUCCAGUACUUCUUUUAAUAAAGUAUACCACUUUUAAGGAAAUAAUUAUUUUUAAAAAAUGGAAUUAUAAAAUUAUUUUAAACAUCAAAUAUAGAAAAGUUUAAAUUGCAUAACUUUAUGUGUAUAGUUGUUUUAUUUAAAUUUGUUACUGCUAAGGAAACCCUGUUGGCAUGUGAUGACCCCACUCAGUUUAUUUAUUGUUUUAUCUUUUUUGAUUUUACAUAAUCCUGAGACCCUAAAAUGACUGGCAUGUUUAUGACAUUAUAUGAAAUACUGGAAAUACAGGUGUUCCUCCAAUAAGAAGCAAUGGAGAGCCAGGUGUGACGGCUUAUACCAUAAUCCUUGCUCUGUAAACACUGAAGCAGGAGGGUUGCCAUGAUUGUGAAGCCAUCCUGGACUUCAUAGUGUGUUCUGGACUAGCCUGGGCUACAGAGUAAGAACCUGUCUCCAAAAAACCAAACAAGAAAAAAAAUAGAAGAGAAAUGGUUGUUGCAAUUGAUGCCAGGCCUGCCUCCAUUCCCUCCUUAAUCGUUCUUUUUCUCGUCCAGCUCAGAUCAUCCUGCACUUGAAAAAAUGAAGUUUUACCACCAUCAAAACUAUCAUUACUUAACACCUGUGAAGAUCAACAGAAAAAUUCAAGUAGCUUUGCUAAUGUUAGUUGAUGCCCAGUGAAAUCAGGUCACGACUUCCAUGCCUGAAGCGUGCCCUUGUGGUUUGUCAGUAACAGAAGCCUCUUCCUUGCAGCAGUUUGUGAUGAAUGGGCUCUUCCUCCUGAUCAGAACUCAGUGGUGCCUGUGGUCUUUGAUUUCAUUGUCCUAAAAAAAACCCAUUGGAAAUUGUCCCAAAAUUGUAUGAACUGGGACAUCUAUUGGUUAAGAGAAGGUCCAGAAUUGAUGAUGGAACAUUGUUGAAGGUGGAGAAAGAGUAAUACACAUGAGGUGUCCUUACAGUUCAUCCCUGGGCUCUGCAUUAGAAAGUACUGUUGGUGCUUUAAUGGCAGAGUUGACACCUUGCUGUUCUGUGUAGCAUGUGGGUACCCUGUAAAUACACACACAUAGGCUGAGGCCCAGACAUGGAAGUUGCUUAAAGUCUCUCCUUGCCACUUCCACGUGGUCUCUGUCCUGUCAGCACCGUUAAUACACAGACUUGUAUUCACAUCUUGUAAAUACUUUAUGGUUAGAAAAUAUGCAAGUCUUUUCCACAUUGAACACAAAUGUUACUAGUUGUAUUGAGUCAGAGUGUUACUAAGCUAGGGACUGUACUAUCAGUCAGAUUUUGUGUUUUCACAUAGAAAUGUUACUGGAAAUCAUUUUUACUUUUCCAUGCAUGGUAGUAAGAACAGGAGCCCAUCUGAACACAUUUUGGGAAGGCAGUUGCCAUAAAACAAUGUAAAGACAAUGAGUCAGAAGGAGCAAAAGGGACCAUCUUAGUCCAUACAAAUGCCGCCCUCCCUUAGACUGACAGAGUUUGAGCCUAUUUUUGUGUGUCUUGUUUUUGAGACUAUGUGACCCACGUUGGCCUCAAAGUCAUAGACAGCCACUGCCUCUGCCUCCUAGGUGCUGGGAUUAAAGGUGUGCCACCAUGCCCUGCAGCCUUUUUCUUUUUGAUCAAAGAAAGAAUUCCUGGGCUCAAGUGAUCUUUGAAACUUAGCCUCACAAGUAGCUGAGACUACACGUAGGCCCCACCAUGUGCAGAUGGGUAGUCUCUUUCAGCCUGAUGUUAGUAUUACUUGGAUAUUUAUUAUCCUAUGUCAAGUAGAAUACGGGGUGGGAACACACUUUUAUUCUGGCUCUUGUUUUAUUUUGCAAAGCUUCUUAGAACAAGUGAGUAGGGCUAAAAAUAAAAACAUUGCUAAUCCAGUUGGGAUAAUUGUAAGCUUGUAGAGCAAGGACCAUGCCGCCCUGUUGUCUCUCAGCACUGCAGUUCCCUGGCAGAUGCUAGACAAAGGUGAGGAGAGAGAGGACUGUGCUUCUGAAGUCACACUGUGUUGGUGUGAGAGCUGAUUCCCAGUGUGUUUUGAGAGGUGUCAUGAGUGAUCUAGGUGAUUACCUAGAGAUAAAUAAAUAUGUUCCUGUUAUAAUUGAGUAUAGAAAAAUUCUGGUUUUACAGUGUUGCAUUAGCUUCUUUUCACUUGAAAAGUUUAUAAAAUAAAAUCACAUUAUUUUAAAGCUGUGCAUUGCAUAUGUCCAAAUAUUUAGUAAAAUGUUAGAGAUAGGAAAAUUCAGCAUUGUGUUUUGUCUUAGUUGUAUGUCAUUAUUUUACUUCCCACUAUCCCUAAUUUAACCAUUUUGGCAAGUGCCUUUGACAUUUAAGGGGUAUGAUGGGAGAUGAGCAAAUGUAGGUGCCACACCCCUUUCCCUGACUUCUCAAUUCCCCAUGGCCAUUUCUGUUCUACAGUGCUACAAAGUUCAGUCCUUUGUGUUCAUGUGGAAUGUGUUUGUAGCCUCUCCAAAGUAAACAGCAAAAUAAACCAUUUUGUAGAAAAUCAAA